Molecule: messenger RNA, 1390 nt
Organism: Cantharellus anzutake
Lineage: Eukaryota; Fungi; Basidiomycota; Agaricomycetes; Cantharellales; Hydnaceae
Product: PLAC8 family-domain-containing protein
Exons: 3
Coding region: 281-1177 (298 amino acids)
Source: RefSeq, a predicted model, not a curated record
AAGGGGGGAGGGGGACGAGUAGCUCAGCUUGAAAGGCUGGAUAUCCUCUGCGCAGCAUUUGACUUCUGCUGCGAGAUGAGGUGUGACCGCCCAUUGCUUCCUAGCUUAGACGAGAGCUAGAAUGGCCCCACACUCUUCUUGGCGCCCCCAUGCUACUGUCUCCACACUGUUCGAUCUAGUGACUGUGCUGGUGCUGCGUCUACCGUGAUAUAUAUGGACUAUAUUCUUGUCUCGCUGACCCUUGGAACGCCCCCCCCCCUUUUGCAUUGACUGACAGGAAAUGCCAGAGAAAUUCACCUACAACCCACCUUCUUCGGGAGCUAACAGUGGUGCCGCCGUACCAUCGGCAGGGGAGAAUCCAGCGACGCAGUCGCCUGGUCGUUUUACUUCUCUGACGCACCAUCGCACCCUUGCGCAAUAUCAAGAAGCAACGCCGUCGCCACCAUACGAUGAAUUCGGAACUCAGACAGCGGAUACACUGUACCCUCCUAUAGGGAGAUCUCAAGGUCCACAACCGCUGCCGCAGUCCCACCCGUCUGACUUGCCGGAGCAUUUGACUGGGCGUGGUACUGGUGGUUUGGCGCCAAUAUCGUCACAAACUGCUCAUACCAGGCUGAAUCCUACUCGAACACCCUUUCAAGCACGACCCGUAAAUACGACCUACAUCUCCCAACAACCCUCCACCGCUCCCCAAAUGGCCAUUUCCGGUGGUGAAGGCCUCGGCGGUAAUCGCAAUGCCCUUGGUAAACCCUUGAACGGACCUGCAGGUCACCGUGAUUGGUCCUUCGGAUUAUGCGAUUUCUGUGGCGCUUGUCAAACGUGUCUUUUCGCGUUUUGUUGUCCCUGUUUUGCGUACGGCCAGAAUAUGUCACGUUUGAAAUACCUCAAGAAUCAGGGGACACCGCAUCCUGAAGGUGGGACUGUACUCAACGCGGAAAGCGUCACGUACUACGCGUUCAUGCAUCUUUAUAUCCCAGGCUGUUACUCAAUGAUAGGACGAAGAGAGGUCCGCAAACGAUACAAUAUCGAAGGGAACCUUUGCACGGAUUGUCUGACUCAAUGCUUCUGUUCACCUUGCUCCAUCACGCAGGAGAGUCGGGAAAUUGAGCUUGAAGAGCAGACUCUUUUCCCACGGGUCACGGGUGCACGCGCAAACCAAGCGUACAGCUUGAAUUAGUUACGGGACCCAUACCGUCAAUUUUCUUGCUCGACGGUAUUUUUCGUUUGCUCCCUUUUUCAUCGCCAUACAUUCUAUCGCCUAAAGAUGCGUUCGUGUUCUGAAGGAUCCAGUAAUCUUUUCACUCCAAUUCAAUUUGAUGAAUUGAGACUCUUUUUACAAUGACUUUCUCGCUUUAAUGUUCACUGGUAUACAACGGCAGCAGUCUUACUG